AUGACGCGAUUUGCCGGAAAAUACAAUCUGUUGUUGUACAGGGACGGCGACUAUGACGAUGACCGUCUUCGUGGCUCAAAUCUGGUCACACAGAUCGGGUCGAGUGAAUGGGCUGUUGACAAGUCUGUCAAGGUUCGGCCGACGGGGGUGCCUGCGCUGUUUAUUCCAGGAAAUGCAGGAAGUGCAAAGCAGGUGCGGUCGAUGGCAAAGGAGGCUGCGAGAUACUAUUACGAGACCCUUCCACGCGAACAGGGCGGUCAUGCUGCAGGAUCGAAACCCAUUGACUUUUUUACAGUCGAUCUCAAUGAGGAGUUCUCGGCAUUUCAUGGACAGCUGCUUCAGGACCAGGCACAGUACGCCAAUGAGGUCAUAGCCUAUAUCCUCUCAUUAUACGCCGACAACAACCGGGACCCUACACUGCCAAGGCCCACGUCUGUACUGAUCAUUGGUCACAGUAUGGGCGGGAUCGUUGCCCGUUCGAUCUUCACGACAGACAACUAUAUCCAGGGAUCAGUCCAUGCGAUCCUCACCGUGGCGACUCCUCAUAUGAUCCCGCCCAUCGCACUCGACGACAAGAUCUCGGCCGCAUACGACAGGAUCGAGGAGUUCUGGACACAUGGGUUCUAUACUCCUCAUUCGCCACUCGCGAAUGUGUCGUUGGUUUCGAUCAUGGGCGGCAAUUUGGAUAUCACUGUCAACAGCGAUUCAGGAAACAUUCAACAUCUGGUCCCGCAGAGUCAUGGGUUUUCUGUCUUCACGUCGUCGAUCCCUCAUGCUUGGGUUGGAACCGACCAUCUGUCGAUCUUGUGGUGCAAUCAGGUCGCGAUGGCUAUUGGUAAGGCGUUGGUGGAUCUUGUAGAUGCUAGGAGGGCGGAUCAGGUCAAGCCUCUGGGGGAGCGGAUGAAAAUCUUUCGACGACGGCUCUUGACCGGUGCUGAGGAGCAUGGAUCUCUUGCUCCAGAAGCAGCAGCACACAGCGAACAGACGCUGUCGUUAUCCGACUUUGAGCAUACAUUCAUGGAGACAGACACAGCGUGGGCAUUCCCUCCAGCAACCUACAACGCACAAUCUACCACGCCGCACCUCUUUGUCAUGGCACUUCCACAGUCAUCGAACUCGCCAGGCACAAUCACCUUGCUGACAGAUCACGCUCUUGGACAGAACAGCCGUCUAAAUGUCUUCCUCUGCAAGGACCUCGCCGCUCCGUCGUCAUCGUCACACAAACCUCAGGCUUUGUCCUGCAGGAGUGACAAGUUGGCCUUUAUCCCCAUCCCUGCCUCGACAGAGUCCUCAACGAUGCCAUUAUUUACAGGAGAAUAUUACACUGCGCGAGAGUUCCGAUUCAUCCAGAAGCAGGUGAGAGAGCUUGUUGGGUACCCCUUCCUGGUGGUUCUGGAUCGUGGUCGGCGGUAUGCCGAAUCUGGGUUCUUAUUGACCGAGAUCAGCAAGGAGGCUGUUCACCAGGAAGUUAUAGAGACCACUACCAUAGGUCAAAGGUUCGCUCCGAUGAUGAAACAAUCAAGUUGGGCGAUGCACGAGGACAAGUAUUUUGUCAAUAUUGCCGACAAGGAAUCGGGAGUCGACAUCAACUUUCAUGGAGAUCUGCCGUACUUUGACAAGAUCCAGCUGAGUGGUAACAAUGGAGUCGAACUCCGAUUCUGGAUGGACCCUACGUGCCCUGAGCCGUUGUCGUUGACACUAGAGGUUGACAAGUAUGGAAGUCUUGGAAAAGUGGUCAUUCGGUACAGGAUGGUCGUCUUGGUGUUCACGUUCCUGGCGAUCCUAUUGACUCUGAGAGCUCAGAUCCAAGGCUGGAGUCGGAUGGGUCACUUUAUGCCCUUUGGCGAGGCUUUGUCAUUGCUGAUCCGAUCGACAUUUUGGCAGUUCGCGGUUCUUUUGGGAGCAAUCUCUAUGCUUCAGCAUUUGAUUCCGAGAACAGCGGUCGACAUCGGGAAUGAAGCCAUAUCAAGUUCACAGGGGUCCUUGGCAGGCUCGUCAAAACUGACAGAGUCUGGCGGUCGCCCCUGGUGGCAGCAUUCGGGUCAGUGGUUUGGAGAUGCGCUGCUUGGAGAUAAUGAUGCGUUCUUUUGGUUUCUGGCGCCGCUGUUCUUCCAGGUGGCUGUGGGAAUUGUCGCGUUUGUUUGGAUCUUGUUGAACUUGAUUGUCAGAACUGUCGCGCUUUUAACGAAACGCGGUACCGGUGGUGACUUCAUGAACGCCAGAAGCACAACACAUAGAGCGAUCACGCUGACAGCCAUGUCUGGGUUGGUAGUCACCGUGGUGCCCUACCAGUUCGCUUUCACUGCCAUCCUCCUUUGGCUCAUCUGGAUCAACGCUUGUGCUCUCAACCGAGCCCAUCAGCAACCCGCCUCCACUAUUUCCUCGUCUUCCUUGGAGACGACCAUGGCGUGGAACCGGUUCCACUUUGUCAUGUCGAUUCUGGUAAUGUUCUUCUUCUUGUUGCCGUUCUGUGUUCCUGCGCUGAUGGUCUGGAUCCGCAACUUUGCGAUUGGCUGGUUCGAGUCCUUUGAUAGUGACCAUCGUGUGGAUUAUGUCCUGCCUUUCUUGAUUUUUGUUGAGGGCUUGAGUCAUGGGUUCUCUGUGGAUAUUGGAUCCUGCAAGAGUCCGGUACAGCUGGCAAAUAUACUUCUUGACGCGGUUGUGGAUCUCGUGGUUGUUGGUGUUGAGGUUUGUGGAGUCGGGGCCUGGAAGGAUGCUGGAGAGGAUGGUCAUAUCGCAGUCUGGUCGACCACCUCACAGAAAACAAGACUAGGUGGUGCCAUUAAAAAGUAUGCUGUGCUGAGAGGCUAUCCAAGUUUCCGGUAUGAGCAGUAA
Molecule: messenger RNA, 2835 nt
Organism: Linnemannia hyalina
Lineage: Eukaryota; Fungi; Mortierellomycota; Mortierellomycetes; Mortierellales; Mortierellaceae
Source: the annotation of a GenBank genome assembly